Messenger RNA from Didymodactylos carnosus, 810 nucleotides. NCBI's taxonomy places the organism in Eukaryota, Metazoa, Rotifera, Eurotatoria, Philodinida, Philodinidae. The record is from the annotation of a GenBank genome assembly.
AUGUCCAAUGCCCCAGGACGAUCGUCAACUACACGAACAACAGCAGCAGUACAAAAUAAUCCUGUUGAAGCAAUGAAACUAUUUAUGACAAAAUCGGUUGAUUUAAUCAAAACAGAAUAUUGCAAAAUUAAUGAUACAAAAGAUGCAACAACUGAAGCAGCACCGGAAGCUCAAAUGACAAGUCAUCAUAAAAAAACUCGUAAUGCCGGUUUAUAUCCACCAAGUAAAUUUUCGAGAGUUAAACUACAAGCAGAUAAUGAACUAGGUGGUGAACAAAGUGAUUACAUCAAUGCUGAUUUUGUUUAUGCAACUGGAAACAUGUAUCAUAAUAAGAAUAUUAAAGCAUCAGUCGAUUGUAUAAUAAUACAAGCUCCAAUGCCCACAUAUCUUAUCUAUGGUGAUACUCAUUCCGAUUUUUGGCGUAUGAUUUAUCAGUUUAAUGUACGAAUUAUUGUUAUGGUAAAACCAGCCAAAGAACCAGGUCAACCGCCUGUUCAGUAUUGGCCAUUGAAUGCACAGGAUGAACGAACAUACGUGUUUCAGGUACCGUAUACUGUUUAUCAUUGUCAUUAUUUAAAAUGGAGAGAUUGUGAUGUUCCAGACGAUAUUGAUUCAAUGAUUAAUUUUAUUAAUGAAGUUCAAAAAUAUCCAAAUGAUUCAAGUGUACCAAAAGUAAUUCAUUGUAAUUCUGGUGUUGGUAGAGCAGGUACCUAUGCAUUAAUGGAAUAUUGUAUAAAAAUCUAUGAUGAAGAAAAACGCCUGUGUGAUAUCGAAAAAACCCCUACAAGAAUUUUACACAACAACGUAUGA